This is a messenger RNA of Arxiozyma heterogenica, 1455 nucleotides long. It is a transcript of the gene ENT5, whose product is annotated as Ent5p. Lineage: Eukaryota; Fungi; Ascomycota; Saccharomycetes; Saccharomycetales; Saccharomycetaceae. The transcript has a single exon. Gene Ontology annotation, cellular component: clathrin vesicle coat; plasma membrane; endosome. Gene Ontology annotation, molecular function: phospholipid binding; clathrin binding. The coding region runs from base 1 to 1455 and encodes 484 amino acids. Gene Ontology annotation, biological process: endocytosis; Golgi to endosome transport. The record is from RefSeq and is a predicted model, not a curated record.
AUGGACUCUUUAUCUAAGAAACUACAGAAUUUAGGUAUCCAUGAUAUCCGUAACGCUGCCAGAUUCGCUCAAAACGUUAUAGUGCAGUAUGAACCAUACCAGAUCGAUAUUAGAAGAGCCACAAACACAGACUCCUGGGGUCCCACACCGAAACAUCUUUCUAAAGUUUUGAGAAACAGAUAUCAGAUCCCCAUGUAUCUAAUGACCGAAUACAUUCUCAAAAGAUUGAUCGACCAUAUCGCUCAGAGACCAAAGAAUCUUUAUGAGAAGGCAAGGAAAGAAUAUGUUAACUAUGGGUCUGAAUGGCGUGUGGUGUUGAAAUGUCUUGUCGUCUUGGAAUUCCUUCUACUGAAUGUCGACGACGGUGACGAACUGAACCAGAUUAAGAGUUGCUUGAAUGCACACAAACACAUUUUGACAAGAGAAGUUACCAACUUUAAAAUCAAAUUCUCAAAUGAUGGGAAGAUGGAGGUCCAUGAGCGUGGUAUAAAAAAGAAAAACGAAUUGAUCUUACAAUAUUUGGACGAUCCACAUUUUUUGGAAAGAGAAAGGUUGAAGAAUAAGAAGAACUUAUUAAAGAUUAAAAAUAAUAAUGCAGCAGGCGGUUUUAAUAACGACUUGACUGGGGUCGUGGCUGGUCAGCAUAACAGAUAUAAUCAUCCAUCCUAUUCUGGUGACCAUGUAAUGGAUACAGCACAAGGGUUUGAUGUUGAUGAUGAUUUCGAUGACGACUUUAAUGAAUUCACAGUUGGAGCAGUGGCGACAUCUAAUGCCCCUUCUUCUUUUCCCUCUUCCUCCUCUUCUUCAUCAUCAUCAACAUCAUAUGUAAUGCAUAAUAAUAAUAAUAAUAAUAAUAAUAAUAAUAGCACACAUAAUAGACGUAAUCAAGUUAUAAGUUUAGAAGAACAAAGAAGACAGAGAAGAGAAAUCUUAAGAGAAAGAAUCAAAACUUCUGAACAACAAAGAAAGAACCGUGAACAAAUGAAAUUACAACAUCAAAAACAACAAGAACAACAUGUUCCAGAUUUAUUGGAUCUUGAUUUCGAUUCAACAACAACAACAACAACAAGUACAAACACAAACGACAACAACAACAAUAAUAAUAAUAAUAAUAGUUUAGCAGGUACACCUACUUCCAAUAUUACCAAUUUGAAUGUAUUCCGUUCUAGUGACGUUGGAAACCAUACUAAGGAUGAUAAUAGCAACGACGACGAUGACGAUGAUGGCUUUGGUGAUUUCCAAAGUGAACUAAAUACCACGACAAUAAACACUGCUACUACUAUCACUAAAAAUGCAUCAACAACUCUAGAUAAUUUAUUGAAUGGCAGCAGCAUUGGUACCACUAAUAAUAAUAAUAAUAAUAAUAAUAAUAAUAAUAAUAAUAAUAAAACUACUUCUUUGAAUGAUAAGGACUUAUUUGCAGACUUAUUUAAUAAUUCUAAAUCUCUAAUAUAA